AUGCCUACUCUCGUGGUUCUCGGCGCCGGCAUGGCCGGCCUGCCCAUUGCCCACCACGUCUUGAAGCACACAUCUCCACUGGUCAAGGACCUCAAGGUCAUCCUGGUGACGCCCAACUCUGAACACUACUGGAAGUUCGCUUCCGUCCGCGGCGUCGUCCCCGGCCAGUUCGGCGACGACUUGCUCUUCCAGCCCAUCGCGCCCGGGUUCGCCCAGUACCCCCAGGAGAGCUACGAACUCGUCUUCGGCAAGGCCGAGACGCUCAGCGCGGACAAGAACACCGUCGUUGUCGUCACCAACGACGGCGCCCGUCGGACCAUCGCCUACGACGCCGUCGUUAUCGCCACGGGCACCCGUGCCAAGGAGGACAUGCCGUGGAAGGAACUCGACACCACGGAGGAGACCAAACGGGCCCUUAGCAGCAUCCGCCAGCAACUCGCCGACGCCAAGACCAUCGUCGUCGCCGGCGGCGGCAUUACCGGCGCUGAGACAGUCGGCGAGAUCGGCUUCGAGUACAACGGCAAGAAGGACGUCUACUUCGUCUUCCACGACGACCUGCCCCUCGGCGACCCCUUUAUCCAGAGCGUCCGCAAGUCUGUGCUCAACGAGCUGCAUAGGAUGAAGGUCAAGACGAUCCCCAACACCAAAGUCACGAGCGUGAGCACUGGACCCGACGGACGCAAGACCCUCCAGCUCACGGACAAGAGCGGUCAGACCACGACCCUCGAGACGGACACAUACAUCCCUACCGUUGGCAGCAUCCCCAACACGUCGUUCCUGCCGGCGAGCAUGCUGGACGCGCAGGGCUACGUGAACCAGGACGCGAGCCUGCGCGUUCCGGGCCACGACAACAUCUUUGUCGUGGGCGACGUGGGCAACCUCGAGCCCGGGUACGGACGCAUUGCGGAUCUGCAGACGCAGCACGCGGUCAAGAGCAUCCAGGCGCAGCUCACGGGUGCGCCGAGGCCGGCCGACUAUGUCGCCGACACCAAGGUCCUCGCCGGCAUCACGCUCGGGCGGAGCAGGGCAACGGGCCAGAUGGGCACCUGGAAGCUUCCGAGUCUCGCCAUCUGGCUGUUCAAGGGACGAUACAUCGGCACCGACUACUCCAAGGACUUCGUCGCCGGCAAGAGGUCCUUGGCCGUAAAGAACUGGUGA
Colletotrichum graminicola M1.001 is the source of this 1158-nucleotide messenger RNA. RefSeq lists its product as uncharacterized. Bases 1 to 1158 code for a protein of 385 amino acids. Gene Ontology annotation, cellular component: cytoplasm. The transcript is spliced from 2 exons. Gene Ontology annotation, molecular function: flavin adenine dinucleotide binding; electron-transferring-flavoprotein dehydrogenase activity. The record is from RefSeq and is a predicted model, not a curated record. NCBI's taxonomy places the organism in Eukaryota, Fungi, Ascomycota, Sordariomycetes, Glomerellales, Glomerellaceae.